ACAUGAAGUAUGGCGUCUCCAAGGUAAAAAUACCAGGGGAAGUGCUCGCCGCCAAUUGCCUGGAACAGACACGAGGAACUUCAGCAAAGUCAGAGGAUUAACUGCCGCCGCCAAUUGCCUGGAACAGACACGAACAGUUGCUAGUCACCAAGCGAUUCAUAACUUCACCGCCAAUUGCCUGGAACAGACAUGA
Messenger RNA from Funneliformis geosporum, 193 nucleotides. The record is from the annotation of a GenBank genome assembly. Lineage: Eukaryota; Fungi; Glomeromycota; Glomeromycetes; Glomerales; Glomeraceae.